Messenger RNA from Macrosiphum euphorbiae (potato aphid), 276 nucleotides. Lineage: Eukaryota; Metazoa; Arthropoda; Insecta; Hemiptera; Aphididae. The record is from the annotation of a GenBank genome assembly.
AUGUUAGAUAUUGCUUCUGUGAAUGCACGUGUUUUAUAUAAUUGCAAAAAUAUAAACUCACCAAAACCACGUCGAAAGUUUGGAAUAAUAAUAGGAAAAGAGCUUAUUAUUCCUCAUAUGAAACGACGACUAUUACAAGAAAGACUACCUAGAGAAAUACCACAAAUUAUUAAAAGAAUACUAGGAGAUAAUACUGACGAAGCAACUCAAGCAACUUCUUAUAACCCAAACAAACGACGAAGGUGUUACGUGUGUCCAAGUUCUAAUGAUACGUAA